Microplitis mediator is the source of this 4296-nucleotide messenger RNA. Its product is annotated as 3'-5' RNA helicase YTHDC2-like. NCBI's taxonomy places the organism in Eukaryota, Metazoa, Arthropoda, Insecta, Hymenoptera, Braconidae. Gene Ontology annotation, cellular component: intracellular anatomical structure. The transcript has 5 exons. Bases 239 to 3700 code for a protein of 1153 amino acids. The record is from RefSeq and is a predicted model, not a curated record. Gene Ontology annotation, molecular function: RNA binding; ATP binding; protein binding.
UAUUAAUUGAACUCAACUAAAACAGUUUCCCAGUAAAUAUAUCAGUUAAAAAUUCCACGAAAUGCUUAAAUUUCAACGGCUAUUGUAAUGUCUACCUUACAUUUUUUAAUAUAUUUUUUUGCCUUCUAUUAAAGAAUAAUUUUUCAAAACAAACAUUACAUUUAUCUUGUUAGUAUACUCUGUUUAAAUUUAAAUAUUUUUAUUUUCUUUGGUUAGAUUUUCAAAUAACUGAUAAAAAAUGCCGAGACGUAAAAACAAUCAUUGGAAACCGGUGAUAGGUGAAGACACACGUAUUGCUGUGAAUUUGUGUGUCAAAAAAUUGAUGGAAUCUCCAGAUUUGAAAGAACUUGAAUUUCCAUCAUCAUAUACUGCUGAAGAAAGAGCUUACAUUCAUAGUUUAGUACAAGAAUUGGGUCUUAAAUCUAAAAGUCGCGGAAAAGGAGCAAAUCGUUUUCUGACAGUAUAUAAAAGAGAGGGUUCAACAAUAAUACAGUCAGAUCCAGUGUUGAGAAUUCAAAAAACAUCAAAACAAGGAAUAUUAAAUUUGAUACAAAAAUUUCCAAUCAACAGCAAAGAACGUCAAGAUUUAUUGCCGCCAACUGAACGUGAACGUACCAUUGACAAUGAAGUUGUAAACGCAAAAGCAAUGGGACGUUUAAACAACAGCAUCCCUCAAGUACCUCAACUUCGUACAAACCAAGAGCUUAUCAAUUUCCGUAAAAGUUUACCAGUUUACAACUCCCGCGAUAAAAUAAUCGACGCUCUGUCAUCAAGCCAAGUAGUAAUAAUAGCAGGGGAAACUGGUUCCGGUAAAACAACACAAGUACCGCAAUAUAUAUUAGAAAAUUGUCAGCAGCGCAAUCAAGUAUGUCGGAUUAUUUGUACGCAACCACGGCGUUUGUCUGCAGUAUCAAUUGCUGAGCGCGUUGCUUACGAGCGUGAUGAGAAAAUCGGCCAGACAUUUGGUUACCAAAUACGUUUGGAAAGUCGUGUCGCGCCUAGAACACUAUUAACUUACUGUACAAACGGUGUUUUAUUGCGGACACUGAUGGGUGGUGAUUCAGCGCUGGCUACAGUAACUCAUAUUAUUGUCGACGAAGUACACGAACGUGAUAGAUUCUGUGAUUUUUUGCUCAUAGCUUUAAAAGAUGCUUUAGUUAAAUACCGAUCACUUAAACUUGUACUUAUGAGCGCGACAAUGGACACAAAUAUAUUUGUUAAAUAUUUCAAUCAAUGCACUGUGAUAAAUAUUAGCGGUAGGAGUUUUGAUGUCGACACAUAUUACUUGCAAGAUGUUUUAAAAAUAACCGGUUAUAUGACCAAAGAAAUGACGGCCAAGCGUAAGGAGUUGAUACACAAAAAAGAUCAGCGUAAAAUACUGGAGUCGUGGACUCAGUGUCCGCCUCAGCAGACCGGUGGCCGUCUUUUCAAUAACAAGGGUGUGAUGCCCUCGCCUAUCUUAGGUCAGCAAAGCGAGCAAGUGUCUGAGAAAAUAGAACUAGAGCCUUGGCUGGCUGAAGAAAUGGACAAGAGUAUUUCCGAUGCAUGGCUCAGUGGUGGAGAAGACAAUUUUACUCAGUUACUCCACUUAAUUUUGUCGGAAAAUAUUUCUGUUGAUUACCAGCACUCGAUAACGCGGGUCACUCCGCUGAUGGUUGCCGCAGGACGUGGGUCCAUCAACACAACCGAACAAUUAUUGAAUCUCGGUGCGAAUUUGACAAUACGCGCAAGUAAUGAGUGGACUGCAUUAGACUGGGCGCGUAAAAUGAACCAAGUCGAGUGCGCGGAACUAAUAGAAGCUUAUAUGAAAACUUAUGACUACAGUCUCGAUGAACGGGACACUGGACAAGACGCUCCGCUGACUGAAGAAGAAAAAUUAAUCCUUGAUAUUUAUCACAAUACAUUUAAUGACGACAAUGUCGAUUACAAUCUCCUGCUGCUUCUUAUUCUUCAUAUUCAUACUUCAAUGCCCGGUGGGUCGAUCCUCGUAUUUUUACCCGGCUACGACGACAUCGUGACGAUGCGGGAAAAAAUAACGACCGAAGAAAAACGUUUGUCCGCAGGCUUACGAAUAACUUUAUUUGUUUUACAUUCAAACAUGCAGAUGAGCGACCAGAAACGUCUGUUCCGACCUUGUCCACCGGGGACACGUAAAAUAAUUCUCGCGACAAACAUCGCUGAGACUAGUAUCACUAUUGACGACGUGGUCUACGUAAUAGACUCAGGAAAAGUUAAAGAAAAGUCAUUCGACGCAAUAAGUAACGUGUGUACUCUCAAAUCAAACUGGAUAUCACAGGCCUGCGCUAAACAACGGAAAGGACGGGCCGGAAGAUGUCAGAAUGGUAUUUGCUACCGUCUUUACUCAACAAUUCGCUACAACAGCAUGCAGGCAUACCAGACACCCGAGAUUCUCCGUCUGCCGCUACAAGAAUUGUGUCUGUUUACAAAACAUUUGGCUCCGGGUAACACUCCGAUUGCUGAAUUCCUUGAAAGGGCACUGGAGCCACCUUCCAACAUGAUAACGCGCAAUGCCGUCCAGUUGCUCAAGUCCAUUGACGCUUUAGACGCAUGGGAAGAUCUCACUGAACUUGGAACCCAUCUUCUGGAUCUACCGGUCGAGCCACGUCUUGGUAAAAUGCUGCUCUACGCGGUGGUACUCAAAUGUUUGGAUCCAAUUUUGACGAUAGUCUGCAGUCUUGCUUACAAAGAUCCGUUUGUGCUGCCGAACCAGCCGUGUCAGAAGCGGGCUGCGACAGCGGUACGUAAAAAAUUUUCAGCUGAUACAUACAGCGAUCAUAUGGCAGUACUGCGUGCAUUCCAAGCCUGGCAACAAGCCCGCGCCAGUGGCUGGGAACGUCAGUUCUGUGAAAAAAAUUUUAUAUCAUCAGCUGUUAUGGAAAUGAUUGUUGGUAUGAGAACACAAAUGUUGGGACAAUUACGUGCCUCGGGUUUUGUUCGUGCACGAGGUACUGGUGAUAUACGUGAUAUAAAUCUUAAUUCUGAAAAUUGGGCUGUUGUUAAAGCAGCGUUAACUGCUGGAUUGUACCCGAACUUGAUAAGAGUUGACCGCGAGUAUGGACAAUUGAGAACACAGAAAGAAUCUAAAGUAUUUUUACAUCCAUCCUCUACUCUGAGAGAUUUUUCAAAGUCUGCGAGAACAACUUCUGCGCAAUCACACGCCACUGGAGUCACGGGAUUACCCUCUGAUUGGCUGGUUUAUGAAGAAAUGAGCCGCUCGGGUAGAUUCUGUCAUGUAAAAACUGUUACUCUAGUCAAUCCGGUGACAAUCGCGCUGUUCAGCGGACCAGCGCGCCUGCCUAUGGACCUUAUUUAUGACACGGAAACUGUACCUGAGAGUGAGUCGGACUCAGAGGCUGAAGACAGCCGCGAAGGAAUGACUAUUUUGAGGCUCGACGAUUGGAUCGCAUUGAAAGUCGACUAUGAUACUGCCAAGCUGGUUCUUUAUUUGAGGCAAAAGUGGAACGCGUUGUUCUUAAGAAGAAUGAAAACGCCUAACAAAAAUAUGACACAGCUAGAUGAGUUGGUGAUAAAAACUAUCGUCUCGAUCAUCAGCAACGAAGAACACGCUUGCGAUCUCCAACAACCAACGGGAAUUGGUCAGCGUCCUAGACCGCUUAUUGUUGACUACUAUCCUGCUAACGCUCGUAGAACUGAUGAAGAUGACAAAUUCCUGAAUUAAUAAAAAAAUAGAUAAAUCUACUCUUUUAUACUCGAUGUACAUCUACUUCUGCUCGUGAUAGUUAAAAUUAUUAUUUUUUUUUUUCAUUACUUUUUACAAAUGAAUAUAUUUUGAAAACAGUAGUUUGUAAUUAAAUUACAUACGUACACGGAACUUUAAGUUACUGAUUUGAAUACUCAGUCUUACUAAUAAUAAUAAUUAAUGAUUAUAAAUUGCAGUAUUAUACAAUAUAAGUUUGAUAAAAGAGGUAAUUUAGAAGCUUAUCUUUUUAUUGCAAUGUCUGAAGAUUUAUUACUACUUUUAUUUGCAGUCAAUAUUUAUAUUUUUUUUAUAAGAGAUUAAUUCUAUUAAAUAUUUUAUACUUCAAUGUUAAUUAUUUGGAGUAAUUUAAUAAUUUAAGAAAAGUAGAAUUAAUCUGCAUAGUCAUUAUUUUUUUUUAUUUUGAAAUUUAUAUGCUGUAGUAAUUUGUAGCAUCUCAAGACUGCGUGUCCUUAAUAUCUAACAUUUUUAUUAUUAUUGUUAUUUUUGGACAGUCGAUCAACAAUUCCACCGUUUUUUUUUUUUUUGUUAAUUUGUCUAGCUUUUAAUUUUUCUUG